UUGCAAUUUGCAUAUUUGUUUUCAGCAUUAGGCCCAAAAUCAACUUCUGCUUGAAAAUAAUGUCUUCAACAUGUUUGUGCCUUUUAACCCUGCCAGUUGAUGACAGUAGGCUUGACAGCCUUUAUCAGGCUCUUCCUGCCCUACGGUCAUGGAUGAGAGAGGAAAGAAUUCCAGUAGGGUGACAUCAUCACUCUCAGACAAUAGUGGCUUUCUCUUGCUGGGUCACUGAGGUUCUUUACUGUAGCCUUAUUGAGUCAUAUCAAACUCAAUGGGCUGUAGAAAUAACAGCGAAUCAGUAAAGACGCAACCCUCGCAGCCCUACGUACUUGUUUCCUGGAACCUUAGACUAAAGAACACUUUACAUCGAGAGGGGCUCCAUGAAAAAUGACGGAGGAGGUGAUAGUUAUAGCCAAGUGGGACUACUCGGCUCAGCAGGAACAGGAACUUGACAUCCGGAAAAACGAGCGGCUGUGGCUCCUGGAUGACAGCAAGACGUGGUGGAGGGUGAGGAACGCCUCCAACCGGACCGGCUACGUCCCCUCUAACUAUGUGGAGAGGAAAAACAGCUUAAAGAAGGCCUCGCUGGUGAAAAACAUCAAAGACACACUCGGCCUGGGGAAGACGAAGAGGAAGACGAGUGCCCGCGAUGCCUCGCCAACACCCAGCACGGACGCAGAGUACCCGUCCAAUGGUGGCGGAGGUAGCAGCGCCGAGCGUAUCUAUGACCUCAGCAUCCCAGCCCUGGUCAAGUUCGCCUACACGGCGGAGCGGGAAGACGAGCUGACACUGGUGAAGGGGUCAAGGGUCAUUGUCAUGGAGAAGUGUAGCGACGGCUGGUGGCGAGGGAGUUCUGAAGGUCGGGUAGGCUGGUUCCCCUCUAACUAUGUCCUGGAGGAGGGAGAGGAGGAGGCUGUCUGGGGGGACCUAAGCGGAGGUUACCCAGGACAGGGAGCAGGGUCGGGAGGGGUGACCAACGGGACCACCAGGGCGAUCCACACUGUUCAGACGCUGUACCCCUUCAGCUCUGUGACCGAUGAGGAGCUGAACUUUGAAAAGGGCGAGGUGAUGGUGGUGCUGGAGAAACCGGAGAACGACCCCGAGUGGUGGCGGUGUCGGAACGCCCGUGGACAGGUGGGCCUGGUGCCAAAGAACUAUGUGGUUAUCCUUAGCGACGAUCCAGCCCCCGGGGGUGGGAUGGGCUCGGGCCCCCACUCGCCCCAGAUCAACUACACAGGGCCGGCCCGCGUGGGAAAGUUUGCCGGGAAGGACUGGUACUAUGGGGGAGUGACCAGGCAUCAGGCAGAGUGUGCGCUCAACGAGAGAGGAAGUCAGGGAGACUUCCUGGUCAGAGACAGCGAAUCAUCGCCCAGUGAUUUCUCCGUGUCUCUCAAGGCGAUGGGAAAGAACAAGCACUUCAAGGUUGCGCUGGCGGAGGGGGUCUACUGUAUCGGCCAGAGACGCUUCAGCAGCAUGGAUGAACUGGUGGAGCAUUACAAAAAAGCCCCGAUCUUCACCAGCGAACAUGGAGACAAACUCUACCUGGUCAAACCUCUGCUGUGACCACACACACACACACACACACACACACACACACACACACACACACACACUCCGGACCCCGGUGCUCGGCCUAAUAACAAGCCUUAUUAACGGACUUCCGACUGACUGAUUGAGCACAGCAAUAUCCACUGGUCUGCCCAUGGCCCUUCAAUACAGCUGCUAAAAGUCACCAUAAACUCAACAGAGAGAGACUCAAAUGGAACAUGUUGGCCACCGUAGCUCAGAUUCCUUUCAGAAUAAUGACACCGCGUCCUGUCCAGAAGUGUCCAGAGAACAGCUUCAGUAAGGGCCCGUCUGUAAGCACCCGCUCUUUGCCUUGCCUGACAACUCCACCUGAGCACGGACGGGGAUUUACAGUCAAUGUUUCCUUCAUGACAGCUUACAUACGCUACGAAAGUGAAUAUUUCACGUGUUGACCGGGACAUCACAUUAUCACUGGAGACAAAAAAACAAACGGGAGGAGAGAAACAGCUCUUCUCUUUUUGUUUGUCUCCAGCAGGUCUUGUUGCUUUGUCUGUCGUUAACGAGUGACCCGUCCCUUGCAGAAAGUACUAUUACGUUUCCAUAGACUCUUGUACCAGAAAGAAAGGCACCACAAAUGGUACUUGUACUGUAUUUACCAGAUAAGGAAAGGACGCCCCCUGGAGGUGUACUGUGGAAUGGACACGGUCAGGAAGCUGCGCGUUGAAUGUCCGUCGAUGUAUACUGCCGACCAUGUGCCACACCCUCCUACUGCUCAAAUGUGCCCCUAACGUUCUCUUCGAAUCCACCGCUUUCCUCAACGUCCGAGUGGAAACGUCGCUGACCGAGGAUGGAGAUUCAAGAGCGAUAGACUUUGCCAAUCAAAGUCUGUUCAAAAUUUGUUUCCUGCUUUUAAAGAUGAAAAACUGUGUCUUAAUGUUACUGAGCACUGUUAUUUAAAUCUUGUUUUCAGCUGUGUAUGUAUAUUUAAAAAGAAGAAUAGGGUGAAUAUUAUAUGAAUUUAGAUACAGCGGAAUGUACUGUACUCCAAGAUGGUGUGGUGACUGAGGAUUGAAAUACUUUUGUUCAAUUAAAAGUUUUGCCGAAAUAAGCUUUCUGGUUGCA
Molecule: messenger RNA, 2646 nt
Organism: Oncorhynchus masou masou (cherry salmon)
Lineage: Eukaryota; Metazoa; Chordata; Actinopteri; Salmoniformes; Salmonidae
Product: cytoplasmic protein NCK2-like
Exons: 4
Coding region: 385-1560 (391 amino acids)
Biological process (GO): signal transduction; positive regulation of translation in response to endoplasmic reticulum stress; negative regulation of PERK-mediated unfolded protein response
Molecular function (GO): signaling adaptor activity; receptor tyrosine kinase binding
Source: RefSeq, a predicted model, not a curated record